AUGGUGUUUAGUUUAUCUUUCUUUCUUUCUUUCUUUCUUUCUUUCUUUCUUUCUUUCUUUCUUUCUUUCUUUCUUUCUUUCUUUGAUAAGCUAAACUGGUAUUUCAUAAUCAAUCUAUCUAUCUAUCUAUCUAUCUAUCUAUCUAUCUAUCACAGUCUAUUCGUUAUCUUUCUCUCUCUCUCUCUCUCUGUUUCUAUCUAUCUAUCUAUCUAUUCUAUUUAUCUAUCUAUCUAUCUAUCACGUUAUCUAUUCGUUAUCUCUCUCUCUCUCUCUAUCUAUCUAUCUAUCUAUCUAUCUAUCUCAUUCUGUUUCUAUCUUAUCUCAUUCUGUUAUCUAUCUAUUAUCUAUCUAUCUAUCUAUCUAUCACACGUUAUCUAUUCGUUAUCUUUCAAUCUAUCUAUCUAUCUAUCUAUCUACUUAUCUCAUUCUGUUUCUAUCUCUCUAUCUAUCUAUCUAUCUAUCUAUCUAUCUAUCUAUCUAUCUAUCUAUCACAGUCUAUUCAUUAUUUUUCAAUCUAUCUAUCUCUCUAUCUACACUUAUCUCAUUCUGUUUCUAUCUAUCUAUCUAUCUAUCUAUCUAUCUAUCUAUCUAUCUAGCUAUCUAUGCUCAUGUUUAUGUCGACGAGUCUUAGAAUAA
Molecule: messenger RNA, 636 nt
Organism: Acanthosepion pharaonis
Lineage: Eukaryota; Metazoa; Mollusca; Cephalopoda; Sepiida; Sepiidae
Source: the annotation of a GenBank genome assembly